AUGGGCGCGGCGACACAGACCGCGGAGGACUUAGAACAAACCGGCGGCGAAAAGCCGCGGACGCCGGACCCGCGGCGUCCAGAGCAGAUCGGCUUACCAUCAGACGAACGGGGGAAGGAGGACGCGCGGUCGUUUUGGCGGGGACCCGCGGAGGAGGCCAGGGUGGUGGCGAAACCGCCGAACCCCGAAGGGGAGGACAGGGAUACACCUCCGCCAUAUGCGUUUGAAAAUGGCGGGGAGGCGUGUGUUCAGGGUGGAAAGGAAGCCGCGCCGGGCGGAAGUGGAGUCAGCCUGCUUAACAACGCGUGCGCGGGCGAGCGGGGGGAACGGGGCGGCCCCCGCGGAGGAGCGACCUCCCCCAGCAGGAGGCGGGGGGACCCCAAGGGGAGGGAACGGUCCGAACCCCGCAAGAAGGGGCCGGACGCGUUCCAUCCCUCCCCGAGCCCGAGCCCCUCCCCGAGCCCAAGCCCGAUCCUCCUGCGGAGCCCGCUGAGUCCUAGACCCCCCACGGAACCUUUCCGGGAAUUCGCGACUCCCCUAUCCAUCCCUUCCCCGCCGGCCGGCGGCCCAGCGCCGGGGGCGCGGCGGCGCGCGCGGUCCUUUUGGGGGGAGCUGGCGGAGAGGACCCGGGGCACCGGGAGGGCGGCUGGCGCGGACGCGCGGGCGGCCCCGCCGCCGCCGCCGUACACGGCAAAACACAGCGCCGGUGAUCCAAGAGAUGGGCGGGGCGCGCGAGUCCACGGCGGGAAAAGCCCGGAGGCGCGAGUAGUUGCUGACGUGCAUGCGCAGGGGAGCGGCAAAGAGCGCAGAUUAGAUCAGGAGCCGCGCUCAAUACCGCUACCAUAUAAGGGAGAGAUCCCUCCCUGCGGGAGGCAGGGCAAGCCCAGGGGGCGGGAGCGGUACCACCCCCGAAGGGAGGAGCGGGGUCGGAGCCGAAAGAAACGGCACGGAGCGCCGGAAAUUUAUCGGCAGUCCACUUCCGACUCUGAGUCAAGCAACAGCUGCUCAGACAGCUCGGAAGAGCUGGCCGAGUCCGGAUGGGACUCGGAAGCUGAAAGAGCAGAACUAACGCGGUUUCAAGCGAAACCGAAUAAAGCCUUAAGCAAUAUCAGGAAACAAUCGCAACACAAACUCACCGAUUGGGAAAAAAUAAGAAUAGCUUUCGCGAAUUGGGCACCCGCAGCCGCGAUACAUGCCUUCCUGGUUAAAGUCACCGGAGUACAGGGGUCCAGUAUAGCUGACAUGAUCAGACACGUUGCAAACAAAGAAUACCUAGCUCCCAUUCAAGCAGCAGUUCACACUGCAAUAACGAGUGUGAUGGCACGCUUUAAGGGAAGCCAGCCUGGGCAGGCAGCAAUAAACUGCCCCCAAUCAAGACAGUCACCAGCAGCUGCCCCACCACGCCAGGGAAAACCUAAUGGACCGUGCUGGGCGUGUGGCAGGAAAGGGCAUGUAGCUAAGGAAUGCAGACCCAAGCAUCAGGGAAACAGGAGAGGGAGGGGGCACCCGGGCCGUAUCCAGCCUCCUCCCACUGGAAACAUGCAACGGCCCAGCUACAGCAACCCUCAAUGGGACACAGGGUUCCCGUGCCCACCACUGCCAACCCCUCAAGAAAUGUCCAACUUUGCAGCCCAGCCAAUGGUCCAACCGAACCCACCUGCGCCUCAGGAAUACCACAAACAGCCCCUUGGGGAAGAGGUCCCUGGGUGGCUUUGGCCAUGAAAGCAUGGGAACGGGACCCGUGGGUGGCCGUUGCCGCGAAGGUGGGCAAGCACCCACUGAUCGUGUGGGCAGUGUGUCGUCUCCACAACAGCUCUGACGACUUGGCCAUCUGCCUUCCCUUUUGGGUGGACACAGGGUCAGACGUCACCGUCAUCCCAGGAAUCCAGCCUAUGGGACCUGUCCAAAUGUCACUACCCAUGAACUCGAUGAUACCGAAAGGACAACCCUGUGCAGUGCUCGACAUCAAAGACUGCUUCUUUUCUAUCCCCCUGCACGAAACCCUUCACAUCGGAGUGAAAGCGCUUGCAAAAAAGUGCGGAAUUUCUACUGCAGACGCAUGUCGUCGCAACGUGCCCUCACUACCAGAAGUCGCCACUAUGGUCGAGUGGUGUCAACCCCAGAGGUCUCAAAGCCUCAGAAGUGUGGCAAACAGACUUUACCUUAUGCCAGCUGUUGAAACCUCGAGCGUGGCUCGCAGUUACUGUAGAUACGUACAGCGGCAUGAUUGUGGCCACACAGCAUCUCAAGACGGACUCCAAAG
Molecule: messenger RNA, 2263 nt
Organism: Serinus canaria (Common canary)
Lineage: Eukaryota; Metazoa; Chordata; Aves; Passeriformes; Fringillidae
Product: 5E5 antigen-like
Exons: 3
Coding region: 1-1722 (573 amino acids)
Molecular function (GO): zinc ion binding; nucleic acid binding
Source: RefSeq, a predicted model, not a curated record